ACUUUUAUGCAACAGAUGAGUCAGUGUUUAUUUCUGUUUCAGCACCAGGUUAUGUCCUAACCUUUUCCACACGGCCUCGCCCUGUCUGCCUGUCUCCACCUACAGGCCUCACCCGGCUCUGGUUAAGUGUCUGGAGUCAGAUGAGACACACACACACACACAGUUAAUACUUACAUAACCCCUGACCUAAAACUAACCUCAAAAAUAAAUCUUCAGCUUAAAUUGUAUAAUUUGUGUAAUGGGGUCUUGAUUUCUGACCCCAUAAGGAAGUCAAGCUCCCAUUAGGUGACUGUGUAAAUAGAUUUAGGUCCCCACAACAUGAGUAAAAUACCUGGACCAUUCACACACAUAGUUACUACUUGCAUAACCCUAACCUUAAACUUAACCUAAACCAAACCUAACUCUAACCUUGAAAUAUAUAUUUGUCUCAAAAUGGAAUUAUUUAUGUUGGGGCUGUGUAAACAGAUUUAGGUCCUUACAACAUGAGUAAUACCUGGACCACACCCGCAAACACACACACACACACACACACACACACAAACACACCCACCACAUCCUUUAAGGCUCCUGAGGUUGAAUUGUUAUUUAUGCAAAAGACAGUUUUGGACUAGAGUAUUUUCCCUGUUCUGAGGUAUGAGAGGGAGGGUGUGAGAAGUAGAGAGAGAGAGAGAGAGAGACUGAGGGAGAGGGAGAUAAAUUGCAGACGUCCACGUCAGAACAGUUUCAUUCCACAGGUCUGGUCAUGGAGCUCAGAGGAGUGUGCGUGCUGCUGGGACUUCUGCUGCUGGUGAACUGCUCGCUGCAGCAGACUGCAGCUAGGAAGAAGCCCGUGAAAAAAGAAACAACCAAAGAUGCUGCCAUCGAGGAGCUGCAGAAACAGAUCAACGACAUUGUGGAGGAGCUCAGCCACCUGAAGGAGCAACAGGCCCUGCAGACAGUCUGCUUGAAAGGUAUAAAGUUCCAUGGCAAGUGUUUCUUAGCUGACCCCGUGAAGAAGCGCUAUCACACCGCCAGCGAGGACUGCAACGCCAUGGGCGGAGUCCUGGGCACGCCCUCAUCCGACGACGAGAACGACCAGCUCAGAGACUACCUCCGCCAGAGCAUCGGCCCGGACGAGCAGAUCUGGCUGGGCUUCAACGACAUGAUCACAGAGGGCACCUGGACGGACCACACCACCUCCGGCAUCACAUACAGGAACUGGGACACCUCCAACUCCCGGGCCCCUCAGCCGGAUGGCGGCCAGGCCCAGAACUGUGCCAGCCUGUCUGGGGCCGCCCGUGGGAAGUGGUUUGAUGAGAACUGUCGUGAGGAGAAGGCGUCCGUCUGCCAGUUCAACAUUGUUUGAACACAUUUAUCGCAUCUGACUCUGCAUGCUCCUAGCUGCUUUGUCUGUGUACUCUUGCUGCAACGCCACUUUUCCUGCUACUUUAAAAAAAAUGAGUUGUUAAGCCAGUGGUUCUCAGCUGGUUUUGCACCUGAGACCAAAUUCAAAUGGGAAAAGCUGAUGAAGUGGUUAUUUCUCACAAAAUAGACCUGGUGAUGUGUAAUUUGCAGCGUUCUCCCUGGUCACUGUUAAAACCAAGGAAACCCAAAAAGUUCAGUGGAGAGUAAUUAAGAAAUUAUGGGAUAUUUGUCUUAUUUCCAAGGCAUCAGUAAUUUUGCAUUUUCUAUCAUUUAUUUAAAAAGAAUAUGUACACACAUUAUUUUCUCCAAUUAUAUAAAAGAUAAGCAGGCUGUUAGAUGUCCAUGAUUCAAAAUACCAAUGUUCAGCAGUAAGAGCUGGGUGUAACUGGGUGUAACUUCACUUUUCCACAUCUCUAUUACAAAAAGCUCCUGAACUCACUGGUUGAGAACCACUCGUUUAAACUCAGGCCUCCCUUCACAAAAAACAACUACUGUAGUUUCCCCGACAAGACUCUUAUGGAGCCAGAAUAAUAUAUAAGAUGCAUAAAGAAAACAAACAUCUUUAUUGAGAAUUAUUUUUAAGAUUACUUCAGUUUGCUAGUUUCUGUAGUCUCCUAUAAUGUCAAGCCUGAUAUAAGCUGAAGAAAACAAUCAAUAAAAUGCAAAAGAAUGUU
Messenger RNA from Pleuronectes platessa (European plaice), 2078 nucleotides. RefSeq names its product C-type lectin domain family 3, member Bb (gene clec3bb). The record is from RefSeq and is a predicted model, not a curated record. NCBI's taxonomy places the organism in Eukaryota, Metazoa, Chordata, Actinopteri, Pleuronectiformes, Pleuronectidae. The coding region runs from base 743 to 1345 and encodes 200 amino acids. The transcript is spliced from 3 exons.